AUGCAUCUCUUGCAAGGAAUUAAAAUCAGAAUAUCGACAAUAAAACCCCAUAAAGCUAGAGGGAAAAUUGGCGCGGAUAAUUCGUGUAUCAUAAAGAAAUUUGUUAUGGACUCGAGAAGACAUAAACCUGUACAGGAAACUGAAGAAAGAGAAAUGAUGAUUCCUCAACUACGAUUAGUCUCAAAAAGAAAUCGUCACUUUACUUUAAAAUGCAAGAAUUAA
This is a messenger RNA of Clunio marinus, 222 nucleotides long. The record is from the annotation of a GenBank genome assembly. Lineage: Eukaryota; Metazoa; Arthropoda; Insecta; Diptera; Chironomidae.